AUGUCAAAAGAAAUUCUUAAGAUUAAUAAAUAAUCAUUAUCAAGGUCAAAGGCUGACAAUAAUCUAAUGCCUAAUUUAGUUUUAUAAGCAGUGGGUUCAGAGACCUAAGCGACAAGUAGAGAUGAAAGAGCACCAAUUCAACUUUAAAGAAGGGCGACUCAAAAGAGUAGUCUUAAAGAUUUCGGUUUGAAAAGAAAAACUACGAUUAGGUUUAAAGAUGAAGAAUGCUUAAUCGGAUUAAUGGAUGAAGAUGAAAUGUAAUAACUUAAGCUUAAUAAUCCUUAGAAAGAACUAUUGAAGUAAAUUUAGAGCAAGUCUUAUUUUUCAAACAAAAAUAAAUUAGGUGCUUAACUCUUUGAUCAAGGCAAAAGUUCUUUGAUUUUGGCAAACUUAACAUUCUCUGUUGAUCAUCACAAUCCGUUUUUCAACAGAAAACUAAAAAAUGAAAAACUCAUUAAUCUUGAUAAGCGCCAACUUCUUAAGCUUGGAUAAGUUACUCAAGAGGAAAUAGAUGAAGACGACAGAAAAGCUAAAAUGCAGAUUCAGUAACCUUCUAGCUUAAAAGAUAGCUUAGCGAAGGCAAAAGAAUACUUUUAGAAAAAGCUUAAGGAAGCCUUGGAAGAAUAAAAAAAAGAUUAGCAAAAAGAUCUGCUAAUUAAUUACGUUUUUAAUAAGGAGAAAGAAAAAAAAGAAGAGGAGGAGAAAUUAAAGGAAUUAGAAUAAUAAGAGGUGUAAAAUCCUGUAGAUGAAGACAUACCUGAUAAAUGGACUUGGUAAAAAAGACUUAGGCAAACAAUUCAAUCUAAAAGCAACAUUGUCAAGGCAUUCACUGAUUUGCAGAUUAGUGAUUCCUAAGAUUUAUAGGAUAAAAGUAUAAAUAGAUUAGAUAUACCUUAAAAUAAAAGUGCAAGCGUGUCUCCAUCAAAAAGCUCCAAGAAGAUAAUAACAUUUACUGGAAAGGCUGAGGAAACUAACAGAUCAAAAUCAUCUGCCUAGAAAGAUUUAGAGCAAAACUCUCAAGUGCUAGGUAGAUUCAAAAACUACAAAUCUAGAAUAGAAAAUUUCAUUCAAAAUAUGUAGACAGAUCUCACUUUUGAAGAGAUCUAAAAAAUAGAUAGAGAUAAUUAGAAGCAGCAAAAGAAACUGGAAGAUAUCAGGAAUGCAUAAGAUCUAGCUAGGAAAGCUGAAUUAAUAAGAAAUAAGGUAGAUCCAUCCUUAUUUUAAAUGCCUUUUCUUCAUAAAAAAGAUGUGAAAAGUUUCUACAAAAAGUUUAGACUAAACGAAGGUAGUAUAUCCCCUUUCUUCUAAGAAAAAGAAGCAGACAAUUUUGAUUAUGAAAAAGCGAUCGAUAAGUUAAAAGAAGCAAGGAUGAAACAUUAAAAUUUUAUGAAAAGGCAAUUGCAAAAAAAAUAGUAAGCCAAGAGAAAGAAAGAGCGUGAAAAGAGACAUCAAGAAUAAAAGAAGCUGGCUUUUGGAGAUGAUGUGUCCAGUUUAAUGGAAAGUUUUGACAGUUUAGAACUGAAUGAUUGCGUGGAUAGAAAUGACCAAAGUUUCUUUGACAGAGAUAAGAACAUUAAAACUACCAUGUCUAAAACUAAUCGAGUUGAUCCAGUGAGAGAGCUACUAAAGAGUAAUUAAUCAGCUUUAUAUGAUAAGUAUGGAUUCAACGAUAUUGAAGAGGAGUUGCCCAGAUCUCAUUGUAGGGAAUUAGAAAGUGACGACGACUAUAGUGAUUUCCAAGCUUCCUAAUCAUCUUCUGGUCCUUAGAGAAGCGUGUCCACAAAACAAAGUUUUUAUAGAAAUACACAUACUAGAGCUUCAGGAAUGCUUAUGUCUGAUUCAAGUACAAAUAAAAUAAAGAGUCUAUAAAGGAGACCUACUCUAAUGGGGCGAUUUUUUCAAUCUCCCUCAAAUUUUCUAUAGAAUUCAGAUUAAAAGCCAAAUAUGGUUAGAGAUAAAUUAGCCUAAUUUUAUAAGAAAGUCAAUAAAUAGUCAUAGCUGGCAAAAUUGUCCAAAGACCAUCUUUUAAUGAAUAGGAUUGAUAGGUCUUUGAAGUAAUAGAAGAAGAUAGAGGACAUGCUUUAGGAUUACUUGUAUGUUUAUCGCUAUAAUAAGCAAGAAAAUGACGAGCUAUAGUAAAUAUUAAAGGAAAGUAAGGCUGCUGUUGAGGAGAUUAAGAAAGAUUUGAUUGAUAAUGAGCACAAGAUUGAUUAUGAUAUAACCGCGAAACAUGAGAAAGACUUCAUGGAAAAAAUAAAGAUUUGGCAUUAGAAUGAAAUGAGAAAGAAGGACUUUGAUGAGUAGAGGAUGGACUAAUAGGCUAUGAAAUACUAAAAGCUUAGAAGGAUUUAGUUUUCGGGAAUCAAUUCUAGGGAUUUGUGA
Molecule: messenger RNA, 2382 nt
Organism: Stylonychia lemnae
Lineage: Eukaryota; Ciliophora; Spirotrichea; Sporadotrichida; Oxytrichidae
Source: the annotation of a GenBank genome assembly